Molecule: messenger RNA, 3042 nt
Organism: Alternaria metachromatica
Lineage: Eukaryota; Fungi; Ascomycota; Dothideomycetes; Pleosporales; Pleosporaceae
Exons: 2
Coding region: 1-3042 (1013 amino acids)
Biological process (GO): telomere maintenance
Cellular component (GO): nucleus
Source: RefSeq, a predicted model, not a curated record
AUGCCAGCCAUAGCCAUGGUGUCGUCCAAAUUCGAAUCUCUCUCCGUGCGCCCUCCGACUCCACCCAAAGACCAAGAAGACACAGCCGCCGACGAGACGGUGCAAUUCCUCCAAGACCCCUUUGGCGAGAAGCCAAUCCCGCCCAGGCUCCGAGCCGCGAAGAGAGUGCCCAACACGCCAGAGCAAUCGCCGUCGUCCGACAUCGACAUCCCCUCGAGUUCUGCGAGCGCACGGAAGAGAGUCAACUUCGAGCUGCAGCUAUGCGACAUACCCACCACCAAGGCAGUUGCGCAGUCCUGGACACCCACGCGUAGCUCACCGCUGAAGCCCCUCCCCCAGAACCGCCUCACCAAGCCGCUCAAAUCGAUCCUGAAGCCUUCCGACGGCACGCAAACACCUCCCGCAGAAGACGCUGCCAACCCGCUCAACUACAAGUCAUUCGCCGAGAUGCUGGACGCGAUAGUGAAGCUGCUCGCUUCUUCCGAGCGCGGAACUCGGUUAGAUGCAUACGGUUCUUUGCAGAGGACGAUGCAGGCAUACGACAAGAUACCCGACCCCCAGGCGCUGAAGCAGAAGAUGUCUCUGUUGACCCAGUUCAUACGACGCGACAUAACAGCUCCAGGCUUGGGUGGGACAGGGCUGGACUCACAGCUCAUUGGACAGGCGAUGAAGCUGCUCAUGGCCCUCUUCCGCAUCACCGACCUGAUAUCCGCCAUGGACGAAGACUUCUGCUCCUUCAUCAUCGACCGCAUCAUCCGCGUAGCUUCCGAUAGCUCCAUGCCCAAGACCACCGUCAACACACACCUGGCUGUCCUGAUGCAGCAAAGUUUCCGGCCCAAGACGAUGACUGCGACACGCGUCGAGAAGGUGCUCGAGACACUAGACACCAUCCACGAGCGAACAUCGGGCCACGCGGUACAGGCAUACAGGGUCCGGAUAUACAGGAAGCUGCUUCAGCAACGCCCGGACGUUAUGAUCAGGCAUACCGAACGAUGGUUCACGCAUACUCUCAAAGCUCUGGUUUCGGUCCAGAAGGAUAUCAGCCAGAGCGCACUGGACACUGCAGUAACGGCUGCGAAGAACAUUGGCCAUGACCGACAUGUCGCCAAAUCCGUCUUGUCUGUUCUGAACCGGGUUAAGAGCGACGGCGGCACAAUUGCUAGCGUUUUCGCAGCUGAACUGGAUCGUAUGCUCGGUGGUGAUUACGCCGUCUUGGUGCCACAGAUCGUGGCUGCUGUCACGGGUCUACUCAAAGACUCGCUUGACGCGUUUGCAGGCUUGAAGGAAUGGCUCGUCCUCAUUAACAAGUGCCUGUCAUCGGACAGCGACCAAGUCCGGUUAUACUCCAAUGUCGCCGUUGCCUUCCUGGCAUACUCUGUUAACUUUAUGAACUUACCCGAAGAAAAGAAAGUCAAAGCCUGGUCGGGGAUGUUCGUUAAAAUCUCAGUACAUGCACUGCAACGGAAGACCCCAGUAAAGAAAGCCGAGCGCGAUGCUGUUUCAUCCGCAUACUUCACAAUGCUGUAUUAUGCGUUUCGACCAGCAGCCUCUUUUGAACAAUUUGACGGACAUUGGACUGACUUCAUAGCUGGCCUCUGGAGUCCAAUAAUCGCAAAGUCUGCUCCGCAGCACGCCAUACCAUGUCGAAUUGUGUCUGCUCUCUUGGAUGGCUCUCGGAAACCUUGGAACGAGAAUCGGGCGCUAGAUCUUCGGCCACAUGCCAUGAUCCAGCGAGGCGAGCUACCUCUAGUCGAUCCUAAGUGGGUACGGAAGUCGAUUGCUCUUGUACUAGAGUUUGUGGAGAAUAUUCUAGAGGCUGCACUCAAGACCGAAAGCAAAGAGCACGAAGAUGAACCGUUUCAGACGAUGUGGACAGCAGUCAUCAACUCUUUGGUGGAAGCAAGCAGCAAGGAGAUCAUGGCGUCCACAGAAACCAAAGAUGCCAUGGCACAUAUCAUCAACCUGCUGCGUCGGAUCUGGGACAGCCACACGGACAACAUUGCGGUAGAACAGAAGAGGGAGGAUCUUUGGGCAACCAAGUUCUGCUUCCUGAUAGAGACUGUUGUGCAGAAGAUGGGCGCUUUUCAGUUCGCAGACAAAUGUCUCACACGCAAUGCCGACAACGAGAUCGAAGUCGCAUCGACACCGUCGCAUCGAUCACGGCAUCAAGGCACCCGAUCGUCCCCACUCCUCUUCCUGCUGGAUCUUCUCGUCACACAGUCAGAAGGAAAGCUAGCUGAUCCUGUUCGCCUCCGCGCAAUGGACGUGAUCAUCGAGCCCUGUUUUGCUGCUCAAAACACUCGGUUGAGCAAGUUGGAGCUUCUUCGGGACUGUGCCGCAACGGUGGAUGGCUCGCUGAAGGGUGCAGUGGCAUCAGAGUUCUGGACGCGGAUUGUGACCUUGCUCGAUACCAUGUUGCAAGAUCAAGCAGCCCCUUCAGGUGACCGCAGCGCUCGCUCAUUGGGCAAAGAGUACGAGAUUGUGGUCGAAAUCCUCAGUCUGGGUUCAGCCUACUUGCUAGACAAGCCCGUCGGGCAUCAGAUUUUGUCGACUUUGGUCGGUACCGUCCGACGGGAAGCAGGAGAAGGUGCACUUGCACUCGCUGUGAUCGAGAAGGUCUCUGAGCAAGUCCUGAAGCGCACACCUGACGAAGACAAAGCUUCCUGUCUGGCAUAUGCCAGCAUUCUUCUCCGCAACCUACCAAAGCAGAUGAGCCGCAAAGUGAUGGAUCAAGGUCGGCAGAAUCUCUGGCCUUCGAACACAGCUGCAAGAUCCCAUGAUAUCGACCCUUAUGUUCAUCUUUACGGAGCCAUCACUUCCGUUGGGUCAGCCGCUUACAGGAAUCUUGACAAAGACGAUGUAGAGUCUACCAAAGGCUUUCUUUCUGCGCUCAGCACUUCGGUCCAACACUGCUCGACGUCUCAUCUCGCUGGGUAUCUACGCAAGAUACAAGAUGCGAUCCAGGUUUGGGUGGAAGAUCCGGAGAAGAAGAUGCAGAGCAAGGAAGAGCCACUCAAGAGCUUGCAUCGUGAGGUACAUUAA